GGUCCCGGGCUUGGAGCUUGGCUAAGAUGUUCUAGGCCCGACCACUGUGUCCCACUGGUUUGUUUGGUUCAUUAAUUCUUGGUUGCCUUGCCUAUUCCGUUUCGGCGCCGUUCGGGCCGCACCCGCAGCCAGCAGCAACACGCAGAAUUUUUUUUUUCACCCCCGGAUCGGAACCCUCACCUUCCCCUACUGGCCUGGACUCUGCGCAGCCGAUUUCGGACAUUCCAAGCAUGCCUCGCGAGAAGGUCAAGAGAGGGCGCCGAGCCGCCGACAAGGCCAGCAAAGAAGCCAGCAAGCGGAAGCGCGACGAUGCCCCCGAAGACGAUGUGCCCAAGCGAUUGAAGCCUUCGACCGACGAGUCUAACGUGUCUAACGACUUCGUGGAGGGAGCCGACUAUAUCCCCCUGGACGAUGAACAGCCCCAGGAGGGUGCGCCGGUCGGCGAUAUGCCCUUUUAUGGUCUUCUCGACCCCGAGGAGCAGGAAUACUUUUCCCGGGCGAACGAGGUGUUGGAAACAAACCAGUUUGGCGAUGCCGAGGAGCGGAGAGUCUUCGUCGACAGUGUCUACAAGGAAGCCGAGGGGAAGGAACUGAAGAUUGCGUGUAGUCAGUCGUGUUCCCGCCUGAUGGAGAAAUUGAUCUCGAUGUCGGAUAUGCGCCAGAUCCGGCGACUCUUCAACAAAUUCAUCGGCCAUUUCCUGCACCUUGUUCAGCAUCGGUUUGCGAGUCACUGCUGCGAAACCUUGUUCAUUAAUGCAGCGCCUGGUGUGACGCAGAAAGUAUCGAAGUCUAAGAAAAACACCGAGGAGGACGGAGACGAGCCGGAGCCUGACUUGUCGCUGGCAGAGAUGUUCAUGAAGGUCAUCGAGGAGCUGGAAGGAAACUGGGGAUACCUGUUGACGGAGCGGUUUGCGUCGCACACCAUCCGGGUUCUUCUCCUCGUCUUGGCAGGAGAGCCGGUGGAUUUGUCCUUGAGUGAUUCGAUCGUGGCUAGUCGGAAGAAGGAGAGACACGGCAUUCUCAGCACCGAUACCCAGGAGGAGAAUCCGGUUGCGCAGAAAAGGAGCGUACCGGAGUCGUUCGAGGGUGCUCUCAAGCAGGUCAUGCAGGAUAUGGUUUCCGUCCUCGAUGACACCUAUCUCCGGGCACUUGCUACCCAUCCGGUCGGAAACCCAGUUCUUCAGGUGCUGGUGUACUUGGAACUCUCCCAUUUCGGCAAGGCCAGUGCCAAGGACGCCAAAUCGAUCAUCCGACGAUUGAUCCCAGACGAUGAUUUCGAAGAGGGAACGGAGAGCACCGUCUUUGUUCGGGGGCUGCUCUACGAUCCGGUAGGGUCUCGCUUGUUAGAGACCAUCGUGCGCUGUAUGCCAGGAAAGCUGUUCAAGGGACUCUACAAGAACUUCAUGCGCGAUCAACUACGCUCACUUGCGCGCAACAUCACCGCUGGAUAUGUCGUGCUCCGGGUUUUGGAGAGACUGGGAAAAGAUGACCUGCAGAACGCGGUGGAACUCCUGGUGCCCCAAAUCCCCAACCUCGUGGAGCGGUCCCGAGUGAUCGUUCCCAAGACCCUGAUUGAGCGGUGCAUCGUCCGUGGCGUCGACACUGCGCCCAUCGCCCGCGUCCUCGAAUCGGCCUACGACAGCGACCCUGCCAAGCGCCUGCACCAGAUGCUCGGGCUCGACGGUGCGCCAGAGGAAGCCGGAGAGCAAGAGCAGAGGCCUGGCGAACCCGAUCCCGACGCCAACCCGAAAGGCGCCAAACUACACAACUCACUGUUCGUCCAGACCAUGCUCACCGCUCCGGGGUCUCUCAGCGGCUUGGUCUAUUCCAGCCUGCUGGCCCAGCCGUCCGAGUCGCUCGUCACGAUCGCCAAAGACCCGACCACCUCGCAUGUCAUCCAAAAGGCCCUCACGCUCCCCACCUCCACCCCUCAGUUCCGCCGUCAAUUCGCCGUUCGGUUCACCGGCCACCUCGAAGGACUUGCGUUAGACAGCAGUGGAUCCCGCGUCGUCGACGCCCUCUGGCCCGCCACCCAGGACCUCUUCUUCGUCAAAGAGCGCAUGGCCCAGGAACUCACUCAGCACGAAAUGGCUCUGCGAGAUUCCUUCGUCGGCCGCGCCGUCUGGCGGAACUGGGCGCUGGAUCUCUACAAACGCCGCCGGGGCGAGUGGGCCGCUAAAGCCAAGGGCCUCGAUACCGGCGUCAAGCCCAAGUCCCGCCUCGAGCUGGCCCGGGAGAAGUUUGCCGCCCAGGCGGCCGAGAGCGCGAAGAACGCGGAUGAUGCCUGACCGACGAUUAGCGUUUCAUGAAUUUUUCUUUCGCUGGACAUAAAGAGCAUGUAUACUACUGUACAGGAUUCCUGCGAAAAUCGAGCGAUUUUCCCUUUCUGCUUUUGGCUCACGGGGAUGAGCACGACGCGGCGAGCCGAAGGCCGGGUGCCCGCGAGUCUUUAUCCGCCGCGGACGCGCCACGCAACAAAUACCACACCACCACCAGCGCCUUUACUUAAUUAUAUCGAGUGGCAGAUGGCAUGGGUUUGGCGGCCAGGUCCAGAGCCGCCAGGG
Aspergillus ibericus CBS 121593 is the source of this 2564-nucleotide messenger RNA. RefSeq names its product RNA-binding RNA processing protein NOP9 (gene nop9). Lineage: Eukaryota; Fungi; Ascomycota; Eurotiomycetes; Eurotiales; Aspergillaceae. Gene Ontology annotation, molecular function: RNA binding. Gene Ontology annotation, cellular component: preribosome, small subunit precursor; 90S preribosome; nucleolus. The record is from RefSeq and is a predicted model, not a curated record. Bases 231 to 2288 code for a protein of 685 amino acids. The transcript has a single exon. Gene Ontology annotation, biological process: endonucleolytic cleavage in 5'-ETS of tricistronic rRNA transcript (SSU-rRNA, 5.8S rRNA, LSU-rRNA); endonucleolytic cleavage to generate mature 5'-end of SSU-rRNA from (SSU-rRNA, 5.8S rRNA, LSU-rRNA); endonucleolytic cleavage in ITS1 to separate SSU-rRNA from 5.8S rRNA and LSU-rRNA from tricistronic rRNA transcript (SSU-rRNA, 5.8S rRNA, LSU-rRNA).